Ipomoea nil (Japanese morning glory) is the source of this 1347-nucleotide messenger RNA. RefSeq names its product CBL-interacting serine/threonine-protein kinase 7-like. Gene Ontology annotation, biological process: protein phosphorylation; signal transduction. Bases 30 to 1262 code for a protein of 410 amino acids. Lineage: Eukaryota; Viridiplantae; Streptophyta; Magnoliopsida; Solanales; Convolvulaceae. Gene Ontology annotation, molecular function: ATP binding; protein kinase activity. The record is from RefSeq and is a predicted model, not a curated record. The transcript has a single exon.
GACUUCCUCCCUUCGCGGCAGUUGGAGGCAUGGACGCCGGCCGUGAGAAGGGCGGAGGCAAAACCAUCAUACUCAAGAAAUACGAGCUGUGCCGCCUCUUGGGCCGCGGCAGCUUCGCCAAAGUAUACCACGGCCGCCGUCUAGAAGACAACGCCGAUGUCGCCGUCAAGGUUAUAGACAAGAAAGCCACCGUGGCUGCGGUGGAGCCGUAUAUUCUCCGCGAAAUCUUGGCCAUGCGGCGGCUGAACCACCACCCCAACAUCGUAAAACUCCACGAAGUCAUGGCCACGAAGACGAAAAUCUACCUCGUCAUGGAACUCGCCAAGGGCGGCGAUCUCUUAACCAAGCUUGGCGGCGGCCGGUUCGACAACUCCACGGCCCGCCGGUAUUUCCGGGAGCUGAUCUCCGCCCUGAGUUUCUGCCACCAGAACGGCGUCGCCCACCGCGACAUCAAACCCCAAAACCUACUCCUCGACGGCGACGGCAACCUCAAGAUCUCCGACUUCGGCCUCUCCGCCCUACUAUCCGAACACCUCAAAGACGUCUUCCUGGAAACCACGUGCGGCACGCUGGAGUACACGGCGCCGGAGGUGAUGACCAGACAACGAUACGACGGCGCCAAGGCGGAUGCGUGGUCGUGCGGGGUCCUCCUCUUCGAAUUCCUCGCCGGCCGCCGCCCCUUCGAGGGCCGCAACACGUCAGAGAUGUUCCGCGCAAUUAGCCGCCGUGAAUUCCGAUUCCCGUCCGCCGCUUCAAAGCCUGCCCGGAAAAUAAUUCACCGGCUGCUCGACCCCGAUCCCGUAACAAGACCCACCAUUGAAGAACUGAUGAUCAAGCACCCCUGGUUCAAGAAAUCAUCACCGCCGGCGCUAGAACAAGUAGCAUUACCUGAUCAUAAAGAAUGCAAAAACAUUAGAACAAUGAAUGCAUUCGACAUAAUCUCGAUGUCAUCUGGACUGGAUUUGUCAGGGCUAUUUGAGGCGGAGAUGAAAGAGAAACGAAUGAGAUUCACUUUGACUGCAGAGGUCGGAGAGAUUGAGGAGAGAGUAAAGAAAAUGGGGUUUGGAGUGGAGAGAGGGAAGGGUGGAGAAAUCUGCAGACUUGUCAAAGGGGGAGUAGUGUUAAUCUUGGAAAUUCUUCGAGUGUCAACAGAGAUUUGGUUAGGGGAGAUUAAGGUCGUCAAUGGAGGAAAGGAAUUCGAGGAGUUUAAGGUUGGGUUGACAGACAUUGUUUCAUGGCACAGUGAUGGAGCUCUACAGUGACAUGCAGACAUAUAUUCAUCUGAAUCUGGAAACUGUAUAAUUUUGUUUUUUAAAAGGAAAAAAUGUCAAAUAGACUAUGAAGUAC